Eruca vesicaria subsp. sativa (arugula) is the source of this 2001-nucleotide messenger RNA. Lineage: Eukaryota; Viridiplantae; Streptophyta; Magnoliopsida; Brassicales; Brassicaceae. The record is from the annotation of a GenBank genome assembly.
GUUUGUUUGUACGUGUAUUGGUCUCAUCUCCCAAUUCACAUAUGGCUACCACCGAUCCGCCAUCUUCCGCCGCCGGCAGUGACAAGCUGCCUCGAUCGAUUUUUGACUUGAAUGUGGAUUUCUUUGACUCCUGUGGCUUGUUGAAUCCUUCGGUCCGGUUAGGACCAGUGCUUUCACCCGCUUUGGAUCCGGAGGAGAGUUCGAGUUCGAGUUCGAGGGAGGGCAGCGGCGUCAUUUUGGAUAGAUGGACAUGUAACACUUGUAAAAUCGAGUUCGUCUCCCUUCACGACCAACGCUCCCACUUCAAGUCCGAUCUCCAUCGCCUCAACAUCAAGCUGAGUGUUGCUGGAAAGGCUGUUUUGAGGGAAGAAGAUGUUGAUGAGCUGACAUCUGAGUCCGUCCAAGACUAUGAUGUGUCUAGUAUCUCUGGAUCAGAGGACGAAUCUGAGCAAAGACCACCCUUCUUCCAUGCUUUUCUUGAUAAAAAGAAGCUCUUUAUUCGCCUUCAAAGCGGUGACAAGGUUUCUAUCUGGAAAAGCUUAAUCAUGGACGACGCUGAAAGAGUUUCUUACAAGGAUGACAGAGGAGGACUUUCUCUUGAUGAUUUUUAUGGGAGCUUGGCCGACACUGAUGUCACUGAGAGGCUUAGGAAUUUUGUUAAUGCGGAUGAUAGGCGAAUGUGUGUCGUGUUGCUUGCAAGUGGUGGCCACUUUGCUGGGACUGUCUUUAAUGGAAAGUCCGUUGUCGCUCAUAAGACAUUCCACAGAUACGUUGUAAGAGCCAAGGCUGGGAAAAAGCAGUCCACAAAAGAUGGGAGCGGGGGAAGUAUCCACUCUGCCGGUGCCUCCCUUCGUCGUUAUAAUGAACUUGCUUUGAAAAAGGAUAUACAAGAGCUACUUGCUAGCUGGAAGCCUUAUUUUGAUGGCGCUUCUUGUGUUUUUGUCCAUGCUCCCUCUAGCAGUAGGCAACUUCUUUUCAAUGCAGGCAAGCCCUACUUUAGCAGCCAAAACUGUGCUGUACGAAACGUUCCAUUUACUAUCCGGCGGCCAACCUUCAAAGAAUCACAGCGUAUAUAUAAUCAGUUGACUCAGGUUGCAUAUGUAACUGAGGAGAUUUUUGUUAAUCCACCAGAAGAAGAAGCCAAAGCUAAUAUCGUGGUGCACACUCACACUGAGGAUUCUGUUGAAAUCUCAAGACAGGAUGAAACUUCUUCGACCAGAAUAAUCUUAGGGGAACCAAAUGUUAUAGAAGAGGAUCUCGGAGAUGUAGUUACUGGUACGUCAACUCCAUUACACGAAGCUGCUAAAUCUGGUGAUUGUGAGAGAGUUGGGAAGUUACUGGAGGAGGGUAUGGAUCCUUGUGCUAAGGAUGAAAGAGGCAGAACGCCAUACUUGCUUGCAAAUGAAAAGGAAGUCAGAAACGUUUUCAGGCGGUUUAUGGCUUCAAACCUUGAAAAAUGGAAUUGGCAUGAUGCUAAAGUACCCAGCCCGCUCACCAGCGAGAUGGAGGAAUCUCAAGCUGCUAAGCAGGCAGAGAAAGACGCCAAGAAGAAAGCAAGAGCAAAAGAAAUGAAGAAACUACGAAAAGCCCGAGAAAAGAAGGCUCAAGCAGAAGCUGAGCAGGCUGAGAGGGAGAAACCCAUCUCUAAAGUGGAGGAAGUGAGAAGAGCAAUGGCGGCCGAGAGGGAAAAGAGAGCAGCGGCUGCAGAAAGACGGAUGGCAGCUCUUAACCUUCAAAGCAGUUCCACAACAACACCAUCAUCAUAGGUAGAGCGACGACGAGCAUUAAACUCACAUUCUGUUCCAAAAAAAAAAAAAUUCCAUCAUCCUGGUUUCAAAUAGGCUUUUUAGAUAUUAUAGCUCUUGCCGAGGUUAUGUAAACAAUAAAUAAUAAUUUUUUUUGGUAUUAAGUUCACAUAUUUUGUCGUCUAUUUUCCCAUAAUUUUUUUUUCUUUUGGUUCCGAUAAAAAAUUUAAACCAAAUUGGUUUACAAAUAUAAGCA